Pangasianodon hypophthalmus (striped catfish) is the source of this 9179-nucleotide messenger RNA. It is a transcript of the gene mctp1a, whose product is annotated as multiple C2 domains, transmembrane 1a. Gene Ontology annotation, molecular function: calcium ion binding. Bases 624 to 2939 code for a protein of 771 amino acids. The transcript is spliced from 17 exons. Gene Ontology annotation, biological process: regulation of neurotransmitter secretion. The record is from RefSeq and is a predicted model, not a curated record. Lineage: Eukaryota; Metazoa; Chordata; Actinopteri; Siluriformes; Pangasiidae. Gene Ontology annotation, cellular component: synaptic vesicle membrane.
UUCGUUCUUGUGAAUCGACUCGACUGAAUCACUGAAAAGAGUCGUUCCAAAAGAAUCGUUUGAGAAUCUCCCAUCAGUGGAGUCGUUUGGAAAUUUAAACCUGGUGUGACAAGCCGUUCAGGUGGUCGAGGAUGAGGAUGAUGAAGGGUGAAUAACCUGCUGGUGACUUUCUAUAGCUGUAUUAUUCAUCUUGUAUAACUGGAGAUGAACAUACUGAAGAUAAUGUCAGAAAUGUUGGUAUAAAAUGUACAAAGUGAGCUGCAUGGAAACAGGCGAAUGGUGCAUGGUGUUAGGUGUAAGGAGAGUAUUUAAGAUUUGAUGCUUGUGUAAUAUAGAUUACUUACGAAUCACCUCGUCUUUGGCUUCCUCGACAAUUUUUUUUUAACCUCUCUCUGUCUCUCACACACUCACACACACAAAUACACACACAGGAAAGGAACUAUGCUUGCGCUAUAACCAGCUUAUCGCCUCGUUUAGUUCAGUGAGCGGCUAAGAAGAGUUCCUCUUGUAUCGAACGCUUCUUCUGGAUUGGCGGAUCGAUCCGGUUUGUGCGCCCUCGCGCCACAGCGUGACAUUGGCGACGCCGCGCGCUCACCAGACUGGCGGGCUGCUGCUCGGGAACUAUGGAGGAAAAAGCGAAGGGUGACAGCGGCAAGGAGCAAGACGCGACCUCGACAUCUUACCAGCGGAAGAUAUGGAAGAAUUUCCAGGGGAGGACAAGACCGUUUCUGAGCCCUAAACUAGGCUCGGAAAGACGCAGCGCAGACAGCAAGAAAGAGAGCGGCUUGUGGAUGUUCAAGCGGAAAAAGAAACCGGUUCUGGACCGCAUCUUCUCAUCCUCUCAGCCGAACCUGAGCAGCUCGAGUCCGGCGUCUCUCCAGGGCGAUGAAGCGGAACCGGGCUGCAGUGAUGGAGCAGCGAAGUCAGCGCUGGCUGCUCUGGAAGGAGCAACUGCAAUGACACACGUUUAUACACAUGAGGUUUCGGUGUCGGCUCACGGCAGCCCGCGGCUCGGUGUGGCUCAUUUAACCGCGUCUCAGCCCAAAAGCUCGUCCUUGGGCUCGGCGUACUUUGAGACGCUCGUGCUGGACUCGGAGGCCACUUCCGGUCAGGACGAGCCGAGCAAAAACGCCAGCGAUUCGGGCAUCAACACCGUAGGGCCGAGUAAUGCAGAUCCGCCUGCCCUCAUCAGCCCCGGGAUGUACCAGCUGGACAUCGUGCUGAAGAAGGGCAUCAAUCUUGCCAUUAGGGACAGAGGAGGCACGAGUGACCCUUAUGUGAAGUUUAAGAUCGCAGGGAAAGAGGUUUUCCGCAGCAAGACCAUUCACAAGAACCUGAACCCGGUAUGGGAUGAGAAAGUGACCCUGCUGGUGGAUAAUAUAAGAGAACCACUCUAUGUUAAGGUCUUUGACUAUGACUUUGGCCUGCAGGAUGACUUCAUGGGCUCUGCAUAUCUUUACCUGGAGUCCCUGGAGCAACAUAGGACCCUGGAUGUGACCCUUGACCUGAAGGAUCCCCACUAUCCUGACCAUGACCUGGGCUCUCUGGAACUGGCGGUCACUCUCACUCCUAAAGAAGGAGACUUUAGGGAAGCUACCAUGCUUUUGAGAAGGAGCUGGAAAAGAUCCAGUAAGUACCAGAGUCUGAGGUUAUCAGAUGUCCACAGGAAAGCCCAGCUGUGGAGAGGAAUUGUCAGCAUCAGUUUAAUCGAGGGUCGUAACCUCCAGCCAAUGGAUGCUAACGGCUUGAGUGACCCGUAUGUCAAAUUCAGAAUGGGCCACCAGAAGUACAAAAGCAAGACAAUACACAAAACGUUGAACCCUCAGUGGAGAGAACAGUUUGAUUUCCAUUUGUACGAUGAGGGAGGCGGAUUUAUAGACAUCACUGUGUGGGACAGAGACGCUGGCAAGAGAGAUGACUUCAUGGGCAGGUGUCAGGUGGACCUCUCUCUCCUGUCUAAGGAAUGCACACACAAGCUGGACCUGCCGCUGGAGGAGGGCGAGGGCAUGCUGGUGCUACUGGUCACCCUCACCGCUUCAGCCGCCGUCUCCAUCUCAGACCUUUCUGUCAACAUACUUGACGACCCAAACGAGAGGAAAGAGAUUCUGCACAGAUAUAGUCUGCUGAGAUCCUUUCACAACAUUAAAGACGUUGGUGUAGUGCAGGUGAAAGUCAUCCGGGCAGAGGGACUGAUGGCAGCUGAUGUUACAGGCAAGAGUGACCCUUUCUGUGUCGUAGAGCUCAGCAAUGACCGUUUACAGACACACACCGUGUACAAGAACCUCAACCCAGAGUGGAAUAAAGUCUUCACAUUCAACGUGAAAGACAUCCACUCCGUGCUGGAAGUUACGGUCUAUGAUGAAGAUCGGGACCGAAGUGCUGACUUCCUGGGCAAAGUUGCUAUUCCACUGCUAAGCAUCCAAAAUGGUGAACGGAAAGCUUACGCCUUGAAAAGCAAGGAGCUGACAGGGCCAACAAAAGGGGUCAUCUUUCUCGAAAUAGACGUGAUUUAUAAUGCUGUUAAAGCGGGACUUAGGACGCUGAUACCCAUCGAGCAGAAAUAUAUCGAAGAAGAGCCUCGAGUUUCCAAACAGUUGCUACUGCAGAACUUUAACCGAGUGCGGCGCUGCAUCAUGUUCCUCAUUAACACUGGCUGCUACAUCAACAGCUGCUUCGAGUGGGAGUCUCCUCAGAGGAGCAUCUGUGCCUUCCUUCUCUUCAUAGUGGCGGUGUGGAACUUUGAGCUCUACAUGAUCCCGCUGGCUCUGCUGUUCCUGCUGGCCUGGAAUUAUGUCCUCAUCGCGUCGGGAAAGGACAGCAGACAGGGAGACGUGAUGGCGACAUUGUUUGCAAAAAUUCUGAAACCAGGGACAGAACUCUCCUUCAUGUAUUUACCUGUCUCUUCACUUCUUCUGUACAUUUAUCUCCACUUGCUUUAAUUUGUACUAAUACAAGAAAAAGGCUUGAAGUUAAGGACUAUAUUUCUAUAGUCAGGCAACACACACAGAAUGCUGGUUAAUACCCGUUUACCUGUUUGCAUGUGCUAUCCGUCUAGUGUUAACAGUUAAGGGCGUCAUUAUUUAUUCCACACGUUUAUACAAUGUGCUGUUCUGUGUUUCUGGUAAUUGUAAACUAAUCUGGAUCAGAAGUCAUGGUUUCAAAACCAGGUGAUGGGUCAAAGGUUAUACCUUUGGGAUCUGUGGAUAUAAAACGCACGAAGAAUGUGAAAGCUGCGGCCCCAUGAGCCCUCAGUCGUUCUUACACACUAUUGUUCUGCAUUUUGACGACUGUAACCACAACAGAUGAGCCACUCGUGGGGCUGGCAAGAGCGAGAGAGUUCCGCUCACUGACACAAUAAACAAACACACACAAGCACAUACACAUGGGGUCUGCUUUUCAUUAAACUGAAACCCACUGAUGAGCUUGGCCACUUUCUCUCUCGCAGUCAUUUAGAGAAGGAAGUUACUUUAUUAUAAACUCCAGGGGAAGGAAUUGAAGUCUUUUUUUAAUUUAUAUAUAUGUGUGUGUGUGAGUGUGUGUGGGGGUGAAUGUGUUUGAAGGUGCAUAUCUAUAUAAUAAUUAUGGAUCAUGAACAGUGGGGUCCAAAAGUGUGAGCCUCCUUCUAUUUUGCAUUCUUUUUCUAAUACAGUACAAAAUUUCGCAAUGCAGUUUAUAUUAUCAGCUACAGCUUGAAUGAAAAGUAGAAUUUUUAGUAGGUAUGUACUCAACAAGUUUGUGUAAAACCUGACAAUCAAUUUUAAAUCAAAUCAGUUGGAGUAUCAUCUGAACACAUGCUUCAGGGAAAAAUGAAAUUCUGACCUUUCGUACAAAGGCGUUAACAUGGUCAGUAUCGCAAAUUUGCUUAAAUUUAAAUAGUGACAUAGAAAUAGUGCAGAAUAUUGAUUACUGAAUAUUCAAGAUAUUUCCUUUUUUUUUCAAAAUCUCCUAAAACUUACUGAUGUUUGGACCCCACUUUAUAUGCUUUUUCACACACACAUUUACAUGCAACUGAUAUGUUAUUAAUAACUUUUAAAUGUUAUUUAUGUCAGUUGUAAUAUUUUCUGUGCAGGACUUUACCUCUAGGUUGUUACUCGUCAGUGAUCGAGCUGUCCAAAAUUGUAUCUUUCUAGGUUAUGUUUUUUACAAGUUCCAUUUAAAAGACCAGUCUGGAGCUCAGUUAAGUGACAAGCUUUCAAAAUAUUCCCCUAGUAAAAGUUUGUCAUUCAUGUUUCUGUCACUUGAGUAGCAGUGCCAAGCUCCUGGUGGUUGGCAGGAUAUAAUUUCAAAUAGCACUCUGUCUAACUCUCUACUAAACCCACUGACACAUAAGUGCAGGCUGCUACGACGCAGCGGCCAGCCUGCCUCUCACUGAGAGUUAAAGAGCUGCCCAGCCUGUGAGGCUUACUGAUAGGCUUCUGUGAUAUCCAGAUAUAUCUGUAUAAGCACCUGGGUGGGAUAUUAUGUCCCAUAACAUGAAUAUGAAUGAGAAUGCACUCAUACUGAAAGUUACACUGGGUAGAAUGUGUAUGUUUUGUGUGACAGUCGCAUGCCGCCGGCUAGAUGGCAUAUCUCUCAUAUCUGAUGACUGCAGAGGUGAGAAACAUUUUCUCAGUCAACAAACUGCCAUGAGACUUCAUCACUUAUCCCCUUACUGCAUUCUCUACUUCUUACCACUGGGAACUCUUCAUAUCGUUCCAACUUUAUGGAAAACCUAUUGCAUCUUUGAAUUAGUCAGCCUACCAUAUAAUUCUUAAUUUAGAAAGGCUGUUGAUGCAUGCUGUGUAAAUCUUUUCCCCAGUAUUUUACGACUACCCCCCUGCUGUUUUGUUUGUGUGCGAGUCUAUUCAGUUGAUUCCAAUACCACUGUAAUAUGUCCAUGUUGCAAUAAAUAUAGGCUAUUAAAAAUGUGGCUAUAAAGAUAUAAACACACAAACACAAACACACUAUAAGUAGGUAAAGGUACAUUAUUUCUCGUAUAUAUAUGGAGUCCUCCAUUUUUGUGUUCAACAUCUUUUCCUAGUCUUAUAAAUGUGCUGCGGAAUUAACUUCUAGUUAUGUGGUUUCCUCUGUGUGGUUUCCGCUUCUUGAAACCAAAGUCAUGGCUCUGACACAAUCAGGAAAAGAGAAAGAAGGAAAGACCUAGCCACUGCCAGUUGCUUUAAACAACAUGUAAAAUUAAACCAUCGCCCUUCGCCAAAUGUCAACAUUUGGAAAGUUGUGAUUUUUCAAAAGCCUGUAAAAGGGUAAUUCUCUUUGGAAGAUAUGAGCACUCAACCCUAAGCCUAGAGGAAGACUUACACGGAAUCAGAUUAUGUUUUUAUCAUAUAUAACCACAAUAUAUUCAGAAAAAAACAUACUCCCACUUUCAGCUGUCAUUUAAUUGAAGAGGGUUGUUACCUCAAGGGUUGACAUGCAAGCUCAACUCUUAACCUGUAGUCAGCUGACCCCUGACUCUCGUAUUCUUUCCCUGUGCUCUCCAUGCCACCCCUCCACCAAUUACCUGACCUCUCUGUCAGAGCCUGUUAUUGUUAAAAGCUCUUUUUACCAUCUGGGAAGGCUAUGCUCCAAACACCAGAGUAUACUCUCAAACUGGUGUUUCCAAAUGGAACAUGUUUAGCAGGUCUGAGAACUGUAUAAGUAGGCUCCUUUGGUUCCUUAGAGAGGAAUUUCCAAGCCACAGUGAAUGGAUAUUAUGAGGAUGAAUUAGGGGUUCAGAGGGGGUGCCACCACCUUUGGAUGCAAGUCAGACAGAUCAUGACUUCUGAACCGAGCCUGUCGAUCAUCAGAACAAAAAUGGACCAGGUCUGUCAAUCAUCAGGAACCAUUUGAGAGCAAAUGUAGACCAACUCUGUUGAUCAGUAACAAACAUUGUAAAAGCCAGAAUUUUCUCUAUACACUUAUGAUUUCCCAUUAUAUUACAGUGGUUAUAAAGGAGACUCCUACUGGCGAUGGUUAGAAUUGCCCUCACUAUACAGGUCAGAAAGCCACAACCUGGCAACCCAAGCCAGGCUGACAUUACCUGUCAGUAUCUGGCCCAUUUCCUGUAGAGAGCCAGUGAUCUCAGUGCCUUCACUGACCUCCCCUCCACCCCCAGCUUCCAGUUAAGUUUGUUUGGAGACCUGGAAGGUUUUGGUGGGGCUCCAUAACGACCACUUGGGCUCAGUCAAGCGUUGGACAGCUCAGUUGGAAUUGAGAGGAGCAGGGCCCGUGGCGGGCCCUGAAAGACCCACGCUGCUGAAUCCACUGGCCCGGAAAACACUUUACCAGAUGUUUCAAAGGUGUUAAUUAUAGCAAAUUCUGCCAGAGCUGGAGAAACACAGUGACAUCUCUUUCACCAGCCAGUAUGCAAUUAAGCAUUUUAAGGUACUUCUCAGUAACCUUGUCAGUGGUUUGAGGGCAAGGAUAAUGUACUCCUCAUGCUUUUGUCUCUCUCUUUUGUGUCUUAUUUCUGGCUGUUUUUCAUGUCGCUGAAAUGAAGCGUGUAUAGGAAUAUGUGGUAGAUGCCAUCAUGUUUCUCAAGUCAUUUUGAAACAAAGGACUUCCAUAUUUGCAUAUACCUAAAUGCAGUGACAAAGGUAUUCAAGACAAGGUCCGACUAUGCCACAAGGAAUUUUUUUUUAUUGUUCUUUUUUUAACCAUAUUUCCAUGUGGUAUUGCUUCUAAAUACUACACAACCCACUGGAAGUGACUGUGAUGCUGACUGUGGGAUUGUGCAUUGUUUUAAAUGCUGUGAUGUAGACAGUCAGCUGGAAGACCUGAAGCUUUAGUGUCUCCCAUGAGGCUUGAUCUCAGGGAGAAGCCUGUCAUCGAUCCAUCACCCUGUCCAACUUCUUGUCUGACGUCAAUGUGGAACAAGCUGCCAUCAUCUCAUGCGGCCAGCAAAAGAGCAGCAUGAUAGAAGACACCUAUUGCUUCAACAUCAUAUAUAUUUCAUUGUUCGAGGAAAAAGUCGAAGGUGGUCAUGAUUUAAACCAAGUGUAUUUUCGCUGUAUAACUCAGUAAGAAGCUGCACUUUUGUACAUUGUUACAGGUAAACAGAUACUUGAAUAAAGUUUUUCAGUUUCCCUUUCUUUCGUUUUGUCUGGUUUGAGCUGUGCUUUGUCUGUUUUUUUCCAUUGUGUGUGUAAUUUGAAAAACAAACCGCUUGGAUGGAGCUUCAUGAAUAAAGGAUAGGCUGUGUUUUUCCUUACCAUCUUCUGGUACAGGUGGGUUGCUCUGGGGGGAAAUGUGGAGCCUGUCAAGCCCACCUCCAGUGUCAAUCACUGCACAGUGAAAUAUAAAGGGAAACUAAAUGAGAGCCUGUCUCUCAAUCGUGAUCCAUGCUAACUCUUCUUUCAGCUUGGUGCUCUGGCUGUGGGCUGAGUCGACUGGGAUGGCACACGAAAAAAAAGGGGUGUGUGAUGGCAGGGCCGAGAGAGGAGGAGGAGGAAGAUGAGGAAGGGAAGGGGAGCGGUUUUUCAGGCCUUUAAUCCACCUCAGUGCCACCACCUCUUCCAGCGAUGCACUCCCGCCAGCAAGACGUCGAAUCUCGUGCGCCUGGCAGACAUGUCUCCGCUCCUCCGUGCCAGCCCCUGACAGGUGACAAAAUCAAAAGGUCACGUCACUUUGAACUGGCAGCGUUUGUUGCCCCGCUGAUUUCCCCCGUGCCAGUGUGGCUCUGAGUUGCUCACAGGCGAGGUUUGAAGCGAGGAGAGAAGCGACUUUGGCAGCUCCCUACACUUCAUCCCUGUGAACUUUUGUACCUGAGAUUUUGCUAACAAUGUGGAUGAUCUACACAUCUUUGUCAUGGCUGCUGCUGUUGUUGUUGAUGCAGCCAUGUUUCUUGCUGGCAGGGUUUUGUUUACAGAACACCGACUGUGUUUUUGAGGUAUCCUCAGGGUCUAUACCAUGCUACAGAUUAGAGUUGAAUGUAAGCCAAGGGAUGAAAAGCUAUGAUGAGGCUUCUUACUUGUGGGACUACAUGACCCUGGCAUGUUUCUGAUCUGCAGCACUAAACCCAACAGUCCUCUGAUCAGUGUGUUUGCCUUGUAAAGCUCAGCCCUAAAGAGACAAAGUGUCUCUGCCGCGCAGAACAGCACUGAGUCUGACCUGUUAUUGCUUAGCCUAUUUAGCUCUUUUAGCAUACGUAACUGCAUUAUGCAACCAAGUCUGAUCGGCAAAAACAGUGUUUAUUCUUCCACUAAAUCAAUACGUUGACCAAUUAGUGCUCCUCUCCUCUCAAUCUGCCUCUUUUGCCAGUAGCACCAGUCUUUGACUUAAGCCUCUGCAGGGGUCAAGCCAGAGUCAGCCAACAUUGGCAUGAGCACAAGCCCUCCCUUUGACCAGCAGUGCUCUGACAGCCUGUGAAGAGGCUGUUUGGGCUGGAGGUGCUCCGGCGAGAGUCCUUAUCAGCCUUCCAGGCCUGGGCUCUCCCGGGUCCCCCUGAUCCACACGCCGCAUACAAAGCAGGACCAUGCCCCGAGCAGCUGGAGACGCUAGAGAUGUCUUCCAUUUCAAAGAGGAGCAAGAGGAGGGGAGAGGGGAUGGGGGCAAAAAAUGAAAGUAUAUAUCUUCAUGUCGGAUGGGUUGUCUGGCUUGGGCGUCUAUUCCCGGCGCACCUGUCAUGGUGAAGGUUAGAAUUAAAAGCACAGAUAGCACAGUUCUUCCUUUGCUGAUAGUGGAGGAGAGAAAAAGUGCAUUAACCCUCCAAGAUGGAUGUCACAGAGCAGGGCUGGGGAUGGUGCCAAUGCUAGCUGAAAGGCCAGACUGCAGAGGAUCUUGCUCUCUCUCUCUCAGUGACUGUCAGUAAAAGACCCACUCUGACUGAUUCAUGACCUUGUUUUUUUUCCUCAAAAAUGCUUUUUCUCCUCUUCAUUGAUUGCUAAAUGCUCAAUUUGCACAGCAUGAUUGAUUGUCUUCUUCUCUCAAAUAAUCGAGACUAGCCUCUACUUAACCCUGCUAUUGAAACCACAUUACUCUGGUAGAUUUGUGCACCCUUUAGCACAAAGCAUCAUCAGUUCACUCCUAGCAAUUCCACCAUGUCUCCUGAACCCUCCUUUUGUUUCUGCCUCUAGCAGCAUUUACAUAAGAGGCUUAUGGCAGCAUGCACUCUGCCUUUUAGCCAAGACAAAGGAACAAAAGCUAUUGUUUGCUAAGUAACAAUUUUUGGAUGUCAGAGAAAACUCAUUUAUGUGAUGUGG